AUGGCUGCCGCCGACGUACAGCUCCACGACUUCCAGUCCCUCUUCUCCCUCAAGGGCAAGGUAGCCGUUGUAACGGGAGGAUCACGAGGUCUAGGACUGAGUUCAGCAUCAGCACUCCUCCAAGCCGGCGCAUCCAAAGUCUUCAUCUCGUCGCGCAAGGCAGCGGCGUGCGACGAGGCGGUCAAGCUCCUCAACGGGCUCCCGAACCUGGCGGACGGGGCGGUGGCCGUCGCGGUGCCGGCGGACCUGUCGACGCUGUCGGGGGUGGAGAAGCUCCUGUCGGCGGUGAGCGCGCAGACGGACCGGGUGGACAUACUGAUGGCCAACGCGGGGGCGACGUGGGGGGAGAAGCUGUCGACGCACGGGGACGCCGCCUUUGCCAAGGUCAUGGACCUGAACGUCCGGUCCGUCUUCAACACCAUCCGCCUCUUCGCGCCGCUGCUCGAGAGGUCAGGCACGCUCGACGACCCGGCGCGGGUGCUCAUCACGUCGAGCGUGGCCGGCAGGGGGGUGGGCACGCUGGGCCGUCAGGCCACCUUUGGCUACUCGGCCAGCAAGGCGGCCGUGCUGCACCUGGGCCGCAACCUGGCGGUCGAGCUGGGGCCGCGCCACAUCUCGGUCAACUCCAUCUGCCCUGGCUUCUUCCCGUCCAAGAUGUCCAACGGGCUGCUCAGCAUGUCGGGCGGGGCCGAGCUGUUCGCCAGCAAGAACCCCAUGAGGAGGCUGGGGAGGCCCGAGGACAUGGCCGGCGUGGUGGUCUACCUCUGCAGCAGGGCCGGCGCACACGUCAAUGGUGAGGGCAUCGCCGUUGACGGUGGUGCCAUGUGGGUCACUGGGGAGUUGGCCAUGGCUGGUGGGGAGCCAAAGUUGUAG
Messenger RNA from Geosmithia morbida, 873 nucleotides. RefSeq names its product NAD(P)-dependent dehydrogenase, short-chain alcohol dehydrogenase family. Bases 1 to 873 code for a protein of 290 amino acids. The transcript has 2 exons. NCBI's taxonomy places the organism in Eukaryota, Fungi, Ascomycota, Sordariomycetes, Hypocreales, Bionectriaceae. The record is from RefSeq and is a predicted model, not a curated record.